Nicotiana attenuata is the source of this 486-nucleotide messenger RNA. RefSeq lists its product as uncharacterized. The record is from RefSeq and is a predicted model, not a curated record. The transcript has a single exon. Lineage: Eukaryota; Viridiplantae; Streptophyta; Magnoliopsida; Solanales; Solanaceae. Bases 1 to 486 code for a protein of 161 amino acids.
AUGAGUAUGAUGGGAGAACAAAAGUUCUUCCUUGGACUUCAAAUCCAACAAUAUGAAGAAGAAACAUUCAUAUGUCAGACCAAAUAUACAAAGGAAAUGAUCCAAAAAUUCAGUAUGAGCAAUGCUAAAUCUAUUGGCACACCAAUGAGUCCUUCAACAAGACUUGACAAAGACGAACAAGGAAGUCCUGUUGAUGAAACUAAGUAUCGUGGAAUGAUUGGCUCACUUCUUUAUCCAACUGCCAGUCGAUCGGAUAUUAUGUUUAGUGUCUGUAAAUGUGCCUGGUUUCAGUCAGCUCCUAAGGAAUCACAUCUGACUGUAGUAAAAAGAAUUAUUCGAUAUCUUAUUGGAACUAUCUCUCAUGGUAUAUGGUAUCCUCGUUCUAACACGUUUAAAUUAGAAGGUUUUUCAGAUGAUGAUCUUACAGGUGAUAAGGAAGACAGAAAAAGCACAAGUGGAACAUGUCAAUACUUGGCAAAGCAUUGA